Molecule: messenger RNA, 2128 nt
Organism: Ceutorhynchus assimilis (cabbage seed weevil)
Lineage: Eukaryota; Metazoa; Arthropoda; Insecta; Coleoptera; Curculionidae
Source: the annotation of a GenBank genome assembly
GUUUUGGCUGGCUCGUGGCGUCGAAAAGUUUUCGCAUUGCCUUUUGUGUUUUGGAAAUAAGAAAUGGGUAACUCCUCAGAAAGGUUUGAUAGGAAAAGAUUACGUUUAUCUACUAAACGUAAAAAUCGACGACUUGCUAUGAAAAGAAGGAAAAUUAAUUUAAAGUUAUCAGUUUCUUCUGAGGACCAAAAUAAAUUGGACGUUAAAAUUCCUUUAUCUCAAUGCAUCAACAAUGACAAUGACAAUAAUAUUACUGAUGCUGGUCCAUCAAAUUCAAAAGAAAACUCAAUGGAGCUAAACUCUGCGAAAUCCAUGAGCUCUUUGGAAGAAGAAUCAGAACCAGAUGUUCCUGACUUAGUGCCAGUCCAUCAACCCACCGACGUAGAUGAAUCGACCGAAGUCGAAAUCAAAGAGGAACCUUUAAAACGCGAAAAUGAUCUACCAACAUCGGAUAUCCAUGAAGAACCAUCAUCGGAUAUCUAUGAAGAAUCAACAUCGGAUAUCCAUGAAGAAUCAACAUCGGAUAUCCAUGAAGAACCACCAACAUUGCCAUUAUUGCCAAUUAUAAAGGAGGAACCCUUGGAUCAACCGGCCAAUAUUUCUCCGGAAACGGUCGAACCUCAGAAAAAGGUCGAACAAAUAAGCGAAUUGGGACGUCAAUCGAUUCAAAUGUUUUUCGAUAGUAUGGCCAAGACCGUUAUGACUUUACCGCCAUCUUUUGUCAGCAGAAUUAAAUCGGAGGUGCUACGAGUGGUCAGCAAUAUGGAAAUGGAAGCCAUUGGAGAACAGAUGAAGGAACCAAUCAGAACACCCGAAAAUCUUACUGCGGCAAGUACAGUAACUGAACCAAGGAUUAAAAUUGAAAAUGUGGAUGAUGAAGAAGCAGAAGCCUCAGACGAACUUGACCAACCAGAAUUAUUAGAUCCAGAAUCAUUAGAUCUAGACCACGACGAAAAUUACGAACCUUUGGCCAAAAAGAAGAAAAAAUCACAAGCCGAUCAACCUACUCCAUCAUCAUCAGCAUUACAGGUUAGAACCCCAAGAACCCAACACGAACCUGUUGAAACGUUUUUCCAAAGCGUAGCAUGCACAGUGACGUCAUUUCCGCGGCCAUUUGUCUGUAAGGCCAAAGUGGCAGUGCUGAAAGUGAUUUCCAAAAUGGAGGUUGAAGUCUGUAGCAGUCGUCAGCUUGGUUAUCAAGAUGGUGGAGGUGGAGGAGAUGGUAGUUCAACGCGCCAUCUUUUAGCAAGUGGUUCGAAUUAUUGAGAGAUAACUUAUUUGUAAAUAUGUUCCUUGGUGCUUGACCAGAAUAGAAGUUUAGUUUGUUUAGUUAGGAUGAGUAUUUAUUUGUAUACAAAAGAUCAGUUCAAGGAGCAUCGUUUCUGACAUUUUGAUUCAAAUUUCUUGAAAAUAUGCAUUGAUCUGUUUUUAAGUUUGUUUAGUUGGAAUAUCCUUACUUUAAAAUGUGAACUCCUAAUAAAAUUUGAAUUUCAUAAACUCAUAUAUUUUUGUAUCAAAAAGAAAAUUGUGAUAAAAUUUAACAGUUCACAGAGUGGUAGUCAGUCACAGGUGGUCAGAGAUUUUUGUAAAAAGUAUUCAUUGUUCCAUAAAUGUUAGGUAGUUUGAGUAUUUUUACUCUGAAAAGUCAACCCUUAUUGAAGUUCAGGCUUGUAAUUUUAAGAUUUUUGUACCAAAAAAAAAAAAAAACUGUUAUGAAAAAUCGGGAAUUAUUCUCAGGUUAAUAAGGUUGGUAGUGGUGUAGUGAAAACGCCAUCUUCAAGCUCGUUUCCGAGAUUUUGUCUGAAGGUUUUUCUACAGAUAAAUAUCUGUAUUGACCAGGAUGGAAUUCCAGUUUGUUUAUUGUGUACCUACUUAUGUCAACAUUAGAAAGUCAGUCCUUAAUAGAAUUUAUUUUUCUUUGGAUCUUGUAUUUUGUAUUUUUGUAUGAAAAUUACUUCAAUAAAUAAUGUCACAAUAGGAUUGAAUUCGAAAUAGGUGCCAUUUUCCAGUUAGUUUUUAGGAUUUUGAUAUUAGUUUUCUAUAAAAAUGUUAGUUGACCUCAAUGGAAUUUAAGUUUGUUUGUAUUAAGUAUUUUUGUACUAAAGAUGUCAAUAAAAAAUAAAGAUUU